Molecule: messenger RNA, 3042 nt
Organism: Paramacrobiotus metropolitanus
Lineage: Eukaryota; Metazoa; Tardigrada; Eutardigrada; Parachela; Macrobiotidae
Exons: 4
Coding region: 267-2576 (769 amino acids)
Biological process (GO): protein phosphorylation
Cellular component (GO): cytoplasm
Molecular function (GO): protein serine/threonine kinase activity; ATP binding
Source: RefSeq, a predicted model, not a curated record
ACUGGUAAAGUAUUUACGUAAGCAAAGCAAUACUGACAAUGUUGGGUUUGUCUCAUUGCUUGCAUUUGCGAGCCGUGUAUUUUUAUAUUGUCGAUAUCAUAUUAACCUGAAAAAAUUUCGCAAAAUAUCCGGCCUAGCUGUAAAUUGCCGGUCGCGAUAUCAUCAAACCCACUCAAAUCCAUUUUUCAUUCACUGAUCGUAGUAUUAUUGCAAUUUUAGUUCUUGAUUCAGCUUCUGCAGAGUAUGCAGUACUGCAUUAUUCCGCUAUGAUUGCAUCUAUUGGCAGCACUUGUACUUACGUCUAUGACAGCAAAGCGGACCUGGUGGGCGUGGGACAGUUUGGUACUGUGUAUUUGGCAACCAUUGCAAACCGUGGCGACUUCUCUGGGCCCAAUCAAAUCGCUAUUAAGGAGAUUUAUGGUAAAGAUGAAACAGCGAACAAUCAAACUUUGCGCGAACACAAGCGUCAACGCUUGCUAUGUAAAUGGAAUUCCGUGCUCCGGCUUAAUCAUGAAAAUUUAGUCCAAUAUUACAAAUUUACGAUUCGACAUGCGCUUAAAGGGAUAGUGAAGGAAAUCAUGAUGGAUUAUUUUCCAGAUGGAAAACUGAGCACUUUCUUAGAAAACACACCGAAAGACAAAUUCUCGUUUCUUAAUCUCGUGAGUUUUGCCCAGCAAAUCGCUAGAGGCUUGGCAUUUUUGCAUGCUAAUCGGAUCAUUCAUGGCGAUCUGGAACCAAAAAAUAUAUUCUUACAUUAUCGAGGAAAUGAUGGCUACAAUUUGCGCAUAGGUACCCUGGAGUAUGCAGAAUACAGUAUCACAGGUCGCGAGAAAAGUUAUAUUUUCGGACAGCUGAUAUAUAUGUCACCCGAAAUGUUGGCAAAGAUAACGCAGGUGGGUGGUGCUGAUCAUUGCGGCAGGAAAACAGAUGUUUGGAGUCUUGGUUGCACUAUCCUUGACAUUGCACUUUGCCAUUAUGGGGUCAAAGACAGAUGGUUGUACAACAAGGAAGUACAGAAGAAAUUCCGCAUGGAUCACCUCACGAUAUUCGAACUCUGUGUUAGGUUAGUAGAAGGCUAUCUUCCCAUGAUACCCGACAUUGUUUACGGAGGGAUAAAGAUGGCUAUUCAGGGCUGUCUUUACCAGGAUGUUGGUUUACGUUUGAACUCUGCUGAUGUUGUCGAUGCACUGGAUCGCUUAGCCGUCGCCAUACGACCAGUCAAGUGUUUCGGUAGCUCUUGUCUUUACCAUUACGAUCACAAAAGCGACCAGAUUGGCUUAGGUGCUUCUGGUUGCGUUUAUAAGGCCAAAAUAACGGAGCGGGGAGAUUUUACCGGUGACAGUGUGGUGGCAGUUAAAAGAGUUUUCCUCAAAACUGAAACAGGUUACAGCACGGACAACAAUCCAGAGAAUGUAGUUUACGAAGAAAUGUGGAUAUCCUUACUGUCUUUGAAACAUGAUAAUGUAGUGACGUACUACAAAAUUGACACGGAGAGGCAACAAGCGGCCACCAUAAUAGAACUAGUAAUGGAUUACGCUCCAGAUGGCGAUUUGGACGGCUUUAUUAAAUCCGGUAGAUCGCUGUCCUGGGCCAACGUUGUCAGUUUCAGUCAGCAAACAGCCGCUGGUGUGGAGUUUCUACACACUCAUAACUUUGUGCACUGUGACUUGAAACCCGCAAAUGUGCUAAUGCGCCGUCAGUGCGGGGAUAAAUGGAACCUGCAGAUCACCGAUUUGGAUGAUGGUAUCAUCACCGAAUACAGCCAUGUAUGCACCAAGGACAUUGGACGAGCUAAAGGAACUUCACGGUACAUGUCACCGGAAAUUGCAAAGAUGCAUGCGGAAUGUGACGCUAAUAAGCCUAACAAGAAAACAGACAUCUGGAGCUUGGGUUGCAUUGUUAUGGAUUUAAUGGACUGCCAUUGUGGCAAUCACGAUAAAUGGUUUCACCUGCCAUCCCAGAGCGGUGAUGCUUGUAUUGAUACGAGGAUCAGAAUGUCGGAAAGGGGAAAUGCCAAGCGCGUUAUAGUUCAAAUAGCCAUGGGGUUUGUACCGCUAAUGUUUCCCUCAGUGCACGGACGAAUCAUUGGUACCGUAAAAAAUUGUUUCUGCUACGACAGCGGAGAACGGGACUCUGCAGCCCAGUUGUUGGACAAACUGAAGAAACUGGACUCUCAAAUAGGUGACGUGCAAAAAAAUUUUUCGGCUAGCCUGCACCAGACGUCGUCGGACUCUGCCGCACUCUUGAGGAUCUUGGGCCCUGUAACUGACAAAGACGUCCAGCUGGCCGUUGCAUGGGUUGUUAAAAAUCGUGCCGAUCAAAAUCGAUCCGAAUGGGGUGGAAGAUCAAUUGCCAGCGCUUGUGACCUUCUAGGUUUACCAAUGUCAGAUGGUCCACAGGAAACAGAUACUGUUUCAAGGAGUAUCAAGGUCCACCCGGAUAUAAUCUCUUGGUUGGAUAGGAUAUACGAACGACCCGAUCCCACUGAUGGAGCCGUGCACUGUAGCACAGCACGAAACGAGUUACCGCGCCCAAUAUGCAGAACAGGAAACUACUGGUUUCAGAAGGACCUUUAAAACAACAUUUUCCUAAUAGCUGAGAAGAGCAAGCGCCUGGAAUAUGUUACUGUGUGGUAUCUGUUUGCGACGCAUGGGGCGCCACGUGAAUGGAAUUUAAACUGUUCUAUUACAAAUUUUUCGGGUCUUUAUAUAAUGGUGCUUCUUAAUCUGAAAGUCGGGAUUAUACAACGGUGCAUAAUCUUUCAAAAUGUGCAAGUGUGUAUGAAGAGCACAUUGUUUUUAACAAUGAUUUAGGCGCCGUUUGGGGCGGCGUUUGGAUAAAAAAUCUGAAAACGAAAGACACAAAUAGAUAGAUAUGGCCCAUUUCGUCUCUAGAAAACCGACCCCCUUUUUUUGUUACUGUAUUCCAUGUAUUCCUAAGUAUUCCGGUUGUAUUCCUACUGUAUUCUCCGCUUCCGAUAUAAUAUGAUUUCAGUAUUCUCUGCCAGUUGGCCGGUAUUCCUGUGUAUUCCGCCUGUAUUCU